AUGGGCACAGUGUUUAUUGAGAAGUUUUGCUUUGUAGUUGUUGUUGUUUUAGCAGUGUUAAUUGGCUCAUCAGAAGCAAAUGGCUGUGAUUUAUUUGAAGGAAGUUGGAUGCACUAUUUCCGUAAACAGAUGCACUGUUCCAGUGAACAGAUGCACUGUUACAGUAAACAGAUGCACCGUUCCAGUGAACUGAUGCACUGUUUCAGCAAACUGAUGCAAUGUUUCGAUGAAAUGGCACAAUGUUUCGAUGAAAUGACACAAUGUUUCAUACAAACUAGGAUGAAUAAUACAACAAGAAUAAUAGUAUCAAAACAAGAACAAGCAAAUGUAGUUAGAAGUAAUUGCAAUUUGUUUGAAGGGAGUUGGGUGAUUGACGAUGAUGUUAUUGAGCCUUUGUAUAACACAACUACUUGUCCAUUCAUUCGAUCGACAUUUAAUUGUACCAAACGGCCUGAUCGUCAAUAUCUUAAGUAUAAAUGGCAACCUUCUGGUUGCGAUUUACCAAAGUUUGAUGGUAGUGCAUUUUUGAGGAAAUACAAGGGGAAGCAGAUAAUGUUUAUUGGGGAUUCACUAAGUCUAAAUAAUUAUGAUUCAUUCUUAUGUUUGCUUUAUGUUUCAGUGCCUGGAGUGAACCACCACACCAAAUCAACCAACCAAAGUGUUACUGUAAUUUUUGAGGAUUAUAGAGUUUCAGUCACAUUAUUCAACUCAUUAUUCCUAGUAGAUGUUGAAGUGGAGCCCAAUAUUGGAAGAGUAUUAAAACUCAAUUCCAUUAAAAAUGGAGAAAUUUGGAAGCAAGCUGAUAUUUUGAUCGUCAAUACUUGGCUUUGGUGGACUAGGGGAGGGCCAAAGCAACCUUGGGAUUAUAUUGAGGAUACUGAUGGCAAGUUAGUAAAGGAAAUGAAUCGUGUGAUUGCAUUUCGAAGAGGAUUAAACACAUGGACCAAAUGGGUUGAGAGGGAAGUGGAUCUAACCAAAACCAAAGUUUUCUAUCAAGGCCAAGCUGGUUCUCAUCAUCAUGGAGAAGAUUGGGGUGAGCCUGGAGUGAAGGGUUGCUCAAAUCAAACAACACCAGUUGUUGGAUCAAUUUACCCAAGUGGAUUGCCUUUACCUGCACAAAUUAUGAAACAAGUGUUGAAGAACAUGACAAAUUCAAUAUUCCUUCUUGAUAUUACGAUACUUUCUCAUUUGAGAAAAGAUGGACAUCCAGCCAAUCAUAAUGGCUAUUCAGGCUUUGAUUGUACACAUUUUUGCCUUCCUGGUGUUCCUGAUACUUGGAACCAACUCUUUUAUGCUUCUCUUCUAAAAUUAACGUCUUAAUUGGAAACAUCGAAGAGAAUCCUAGUUUGGUAUUACCUAGAUAUCACUUUAUUUUAUUAAAAUUAAGAUGUCAGAAUCUGAAUAAACAUAGAACAUCUUCUUAGUUGUUG
Molecule: messenger RNA, 1430 nt
Organism: Capsicum annuum
Lineage: Eukaryota; Viridiplantae; Streptophyta; Magnoliopsida; Solanales; Solanaceae
Product: protein trichome birefringence-like 38
Exons: 7
Coding region: 1-1320 (439 amino acids)
Cellular component (GO): Golgi apparatus
Molecular function (GO): O-acetyltransferase activity
Source: RefSeq, a predicted model, not a curated record